Messenger RNA from Cydia amplana, 1958 nucleotides. RefSeq lists its product as uncharacterized. The transcript is spliced from 4 exons. The record is from RefSeq and is a predicted model, not a curated record. Lineage: Eukaryota; Metazoa; Arthropoda; Insecta; Lepidoptera; Tortricidae. Gene Ontology annotation, molecular function: zinc ion binding; nucleic acid binding. Gene Ontology annotation, biological process: DNA integration. Bases 72 to 1958 code for a protein of 628 amino acids.
UCGCCCCAGCACGACACGCCGCCAUUGCAGUUGCAGUUUGAGUUUGCCAAAAACAGAUCGGCAAAGCGGGCAUGUCUGAUGAUGAAAGAAGAAAUCGCGGACAGAAUGUUGCACCUACUACAGGAUCAGGUACGGUCGCCGCGCCGCCUCCGUCGCAACCUGGAACUUCAACAAGUGGUCAUGGAAGCUCUGCGACCGGCGGCUACCACGUGGAAAAGCUGAAUGGCCACCAGAACUUUAAUUCUUGGAAAUUUGUUAUGAGGAAUAUCCUCAUAAUCGACGGCCUAUGGAAAUGUGUCCUGGGAGAGGAUCUUGACCCCACGCGCGACGAACGUGCGCUCGCGCGCAUAUGUUUAUCAGUAGCGUCCACCUGCCACCAGUAUGUGCAAAAUGCUAAAACUAGUAAAGAAGCUUGGACCAACCUAGUUAAAGUAUUCGAAGACUCCGGUUUAGCAAGAAAAGUUCUUUUACUAAGAAAGUUACAUAGAAUAGAACUAAGUACAUUUAGCACAAUGACUGAAUAUAUACAGGAGACGAUGGCAUUGGUACAGCAGCUUGCUGAUAUAAAUAAAGUCAUAGAAGACGGUGAGGUCGCUGAAAUUUUACUCUCUGGACUGCCUAAAGACUACGAAACACUAGUGACUAACCUGGAAACGGUGAGCAUGACAUCAACACUUAGCAGCGAAAUAGUGAGGACCAGACUUUUACAGGAAGAGGCUAGAAGAGCCGAUGCAAGUCCCAGUAAUGGAACGGCCUUCAUGUCCAAACCUUCAUCUGUUCCAAACUUAAGACGCUGUACAUAUUGUGGCAAAAAUGGACAUUUAAAAAAAUCCUGCUUUAAACUCAAGAGGAAGAAGAAAGAAGAUCAGGCAGCCUCCAAGGGCCUGCUUGCCUCCGCCUUCGCAGCCUCCAGCAGUGAUUUUCUUAUAGACUCUGGCUGCAGUCAGACUAUGGUUCAGUGCAGCGAGUUAUUUCAAUCCAUAAAGCCAACCAAUAGUGAGGUCAUUAUUGCCAACAACUCUAAACUGAAAUGUAUUGGAUCAGGAGAAGUCGAGCUACAGUUUAACAACAAUGACAAUGCUUUAAAAUUAAAUAAUGUACUGUUGGUUCCGGAUCUCUCUGCCAAUUUGCUUUCGGAUACGGGUCUGCAGGAGUUGAAGGACUGUGCUACUUGCCUUAAGGGAAAGAUGGCAAGCCAGCCAUACCCUUCAGCCUCCACACACCGUGCCAGUCAAGCACUGCAGCUCAUUCAUUCUGAUGUCAUGGGACCCCUGCCAGUAGAGAGUUGGGGCGGCUCGCGCUAUGUCGUCACAUUCACUGACGACCACACGAGGAUGACCCAUGCCUACACUUUGAAGAAGAAAAAUGAGGUACUUGCAACAUUUAUUAAUUAUAAAAAUCUUGUUGAAAAACAAUAUGGUCUGCCAAUAAGAACCUUGCGUUCAGAUGGAGGUGGGGAAUACUGCAGCCAUGCUUUUACUGAUUAUCUCACUAAACAUGGAAUUGUUCACCAGACUACUGUUCCGUAUUCACCUUCCCAGAACGGAGUCUCUGAACGCCUAAAUCGCAUUUUAUUGGAUAAAGUUAGAUGCAUGCUUUUUGAAUCCGGUUUAGACAACCGUUUUUGGGCUGAGGCACUGAUGACUGCGGUCUACCUAAAAAAUAGGUCGCCUACAUCAGCACUCUCUGGCCAUACACCAUUAGAGAAGCUGACUGGAUUGAAGCCUAAUCUCAGUCAUUUGCAUACUUUUGGAGAUGACGAGCACUACUGCACCGGGAGUGAACACGAUGGCUCCGUGUCGUCACCUGACGAGGAGUCGCCGCGGCGGCGUGUGACGUCAUCCGACGCCGAGACGCCGCCGCAACGCGUUACGCCACCGUCGAGGGGGGUGACACAUUCAGGGGAAGAGGAAAUCUCUGUUCCCGUGUCGCCAGUGUCUUCACGCCGUCCCCAAUAG